Molecule: messenger RNA, 405 nt
Organism: Aspergillus oryzae RIB40
Lineage: Eukaryota; Fungi; Ascomycota; Eurotiomycetes; Eurotiales; Aspergillaceae
Product: DUF3632 domain-containing protein
Exons: 1
Coding region: 1-405 (134 amino acids)
Source: RefSeq, a predicted model, not a curated record
AUGGCCUUCAGUAACCGGACCUGGGUGGUUACCAGCCGAUACUGCGAUAUUGGAGAUGGUGUAGACUCCCUUGAAGGCCAUAUUCAUUCGCUGUGGUAUAUGUACUACGAGCUUGGCAGAAACAUCACCCCCGAAUCAUCUGAACAUGAGGGAUUGGUCCUCGAUAUCCUCCGCAUUCAAGGAAUGGGGCCGUUGACGCGACCUGCACGCGGAGUCUCCGGGAUUGAUAUCGCAAGAACUGUCGACGGUACACUGUGGAACGAUCUCCCUUUCAUGGUUGGCGAUAUGAUCAAUUGCUGGAUCAAUCACAGUGCUUCUAUGUCAGGAACACACCGUCUCAACUUUGCAAAAUAUAUGAUGGCGUUGGAAAGCCAUUCGGACGACAGGAACUUGACCAGGUCAUAG